Messenger RNA from Echinops telfairi (small Madagascar hedgehog), 4171 nucleotides. RefSeq names its product Fas associated factor family member 2 (gene FAF2). NCBI's taxonomy places the organism in Eukaryota, Metazoa, Chordata, Mammalia, Afrosoricida, Tenrecidae. The record is from RefSeq and is a predicted model, not a curated record. Gene Ontology annotation, molecular function: ubiquitin binding. The transcript is spliced from 11 exons. The coding region runs from base 15 to 1352 and encodes 445 amino acids. Gene Ontology annotation, cellular component: endoplasmic reticulum.
GAGGCGGCGGCAAAAUGGCGGCGCCUGAGGAGCGGGAUCUAACCCAGGAGCAGACAGAAAAGCUGCUACAGUUUCAGGAUCUGACUGGCAUAGAGUCUAUGGAUCAAUGUCGCCAUACUUUGGAACAGCAUAACUGGAACAUAGAGGCUGCUGUACAAGACAGAUUAAAUGAGCAAGAGGGUGUACCAAGUGUUUUCAACCCACCUCCUUCGAGACCUCUCCAGGUUAAUACAGCAGAUCACAGGAUCUACAGCUAUGUUGUCUCAAGACCACAACCAAGGGGGCUGCUUGGAUGGGGUUAUUACUUGAUAAUGCUUCCAUUCCGGUUCACCUAUUACACGAUACUUGAUAUAUUUCGGUUUGCUCUGCGUUUUAUACGGCCUGACCCUCGCAGCCGGGUCACUGACCCCGUUGGGGACAUUGUUUCAUUUAUGCAUUCUUUUGAAGAGAAAUAUGGGCGGGCACACCCUGUCUUCUACCAGGGAACGUACAGCCAGGCACUUAAUGAUGCCAAGCGGGAGCUGCGCUUCCUUUUGGUUUAUCUUCACGGCGAUGACCACCAGGACUCUGACGAGUUCUGUCGCAACACCCUCUGUGCGCCAGACGUGAUUUCACUCAUUAACACGAGGAUGCUCUUCUGGGCGUGUUCCACAAACAAACCUGAGGGAUAUAGGGUGUCCCAGGCUUUGCGAGAGAACACAUAUCCAUUCCUGGCCAUGAUUAUGCUGAAGGACCGGAGAAUGACUGUUGUGGGACGAUUGGAAGGCCUGAUUCAACCCGAUGACCUCAUUAACCAACUGACAUUUAUCAUGGACGCAAACCAGACUUACUUGGUGUCAGAACGCCUAGAGAGGGAAGAAAGAAACCAGACGCAGGUGCUGAGACAGCAGCAGGACGAGGCCUACCUGGCCUCCCUCAGGGCUGACCAGGAGAAAGAAAGGAAGAAACGGGAGGAGCGCGAGCGCAGGCGGCGCAAGGAAGAGGAGGUGCAGCAGCAAAAGUUGGCAGAGGAGAGACGGCGACAGAAUUUACAGGAGGAAAAGGAAAAGAAGUUGGAGUGCUUGCCCCCUGAGCCUUCCCCUGAUGACCCUGACAGUGUCAAGAUCGUUUUCAAAUUGCCCAAUGAUUCUCGAGUAGAGAGACGAUUCCACUUUUCACAGUCGCUAACAGUCAUCCACGACUUCUUAUUCUCUUUGAAGGAAAGCCCAGAGAAGUUUCAGAUCGAAGCCAACUUCCCCCGGAGGGUGCUGCCCUGCCUCCCCUCCGAGGAGUGGCCCAACCCCCCCACGCUGCAGGAGGCAGGACUAAGCCACACAGAAGUCCUCUUUGUUCAGGACCUAACAGACGAAUGACACUUUCUCUUCCUCCCCUCCCACCCCAGCCCUGAAAAGAAAUGGAAAAACAAAAAGAGAAAUUCAUAUUAUUAUUAUUAUUAUAAUACAAUAUUUUUUUUAAAAGACUGCUGCAUCCUAAGGAAGGAUCAGAAACCAUGCUGCCUGCAAGAGUCACAACCUAUGUGUGUGCGAGAGAGGUUAGCACCCAACGGACCGCUCAGCAGGCCCCCGCCCAUCCUGCCUCUGCACCACGCACCCGCCACCAAAAGGAGACUCUUCACCUGCCACCACCCAUUGUCAGGGGAGGGGUGUUCCCACCGAUUACAUUCUUUCUUAGGGUUAUGGGAAGUAAAACUGAGAAACCUCCACAAACCAGCUACUGCAGCAUCUCCCGAGGACUGGCUUCUCCUGCCUCUGGAGAAGGAAGAAGAGAAAGGACCGAACAAGGGGUUCCUGAACUUCCCACGGUUUAUAACUAACUUUUCAUUUUUAUCAGUUGCUUUAUAAUGACCAAAGGAAUAAGGCUGACAUAGGUGGGGUUUUGUUUGUUUUUUCUUAACUUUAUUUGAUAAAGAGUCAUUUCUCGAGCCCACGAGGUCACGCCCUGGCUCCUUGGCCCCACAAGUGUAAUAAAGGUGCCUGGGCUGGUGUGCGCUUCUUUCUGCCAUCGUCCCUCUCAAGUUCCCAGAGAGACCCUGUUUUUGGUCCAAAUCUUGCUAGUCUUGCUCGCCACCUGUGGGCUUAGAGCCACACCUGUAUGGAUGCACUUCGUGUUCACACACCUUGACCUGCAGCUCUUCCUGGGAUCUGUGCUAGGCGUUUAUUACGGGUGUGAGCUGGAGGACAGCAGCUCUCCGUUUCGCUUCUGACGGGGUAUCUGCUUCACCCCACCGCCCAGCCCUCAGCUCUCCAGAAUUGCCAAGCUGGCUGCUUUUCCAAAGGACCAGCAGGACCAUGGGAGAGUGCCCUGCCUGUGCCAGUGGAAGUGUGUGUAUGUGUGUGUGUUUUCCCUUUAACGAUGGAAAGACCCAGGGGCCUUGAAGGGAGCCACAGCAGGACUCUGAGCCGGUAUGAACUGUUGGAAGGCACGCUUUCGUUUCUGAACAGGCCCCUCCCCCCCAUUACUGCGUUGAAGUGAUAGAGAUUUUAGCCUCGGUUGCUCAUCUGUGGUUGAGUUUAUGGCAAUGGGUACAUGGGUCAGGCCAUGUAUUGACAGGUGCCAGUGUGAACUGACAAGGAUUCCAAAGUGUUCUCUAACUAGACUGGUGCAGACCUGUUGUGUCACUGCAACCUGCUGAAGUUACUGUCGUCUUAGCUCGCUGUGAGGCCAAGGUGUCAGGUAGAGGGAGAGCAUAAAUGGUUAGAUUGACAGCCCCCAAAGGCUCUCAUGUCAGUGGAGCCCAAGAACAGCUCUCGGAGGCCGCAGUUGUUCUGUGCAGCCUUGACUGGGAAAAUACCGUGGGCCGGGAUGAGGGUUUCAGGGGUUUUCCAGGAGAGCUGGGAGAAUUCCCCAGCAAGCCAGCAGCAGUGUCUGGCGCUCCAUCUCUGGGAAAUUGGAGCUGCUCUUGGCUGCCCGUUCUUCCCCUUGCUCCUUGCUAUCCUUAGGCCAGAUGAGUGGAAAGUUGCUCUCCGGCUGUUGUCAAAAGCGUAUGUGGAGUGACUUAGCAGGAUAUAAACCCUUCUCCACUUAACCCUCUGUGAACUCUGCUUCCCGCUGACAACUACAAAAAGAGGGAUUUUCCUACUCAGCUCAGAGUGCGUCCCCCUGACUGGAAUUCCCGGUUGUCUCCCUGGAAGUGCCCAGGAGGAGAGUAAGGAUCCCUGUUCUCUUGAAAGGCAGUGUUCUCCAUCAGCUUCCUGCCCACACCUCUUUGGGGAAGUCAGCAUAGCUUCUUUUCCCUCCUUAAACGGAGCUGCAUCUUAUUGUACAAUGUGCACUUUAUGCCUCUUGCCUUUUGACAGCAGCGGUGGUUCAGUAAAGGAGGUCAGUGGUCUCUGCUGACGUCAGUGCGGCUUUGGGGGCUCGCUCCAUUUGCUUUAGGUCGCUAGAGGCUUCACUUGGAGCGUGCAUGUGCCUCCCAGCCCAUUCUGAAACAUUCCUACCUGACUUGUGGACCCUAGUGCUGCUGGGGAGGAUCCGUCUUCUCACUCGGAGGGGGAGCGGGAAAGGAAGGUGCUGUCCGGCAAUGCCAGUACCACCUGUGUGCGCCCAGGAACCUGGAGGGGGCAAACUCGGAGGAGCUGGUGGUCUCUGGGUGAACGGUGCCCCUUGUUCCUGAAUCACCUUGGGCACAUUCACUUGGUGGUCUCUUUCUACAUGCCCAAGGCUGACAUCAGUGCACAGCCGUGGAAAAUGACCAAGUCAAGACACCUUGUUGGAGUUGGUUGCAUUUUUUUGCAGCCUCUGUGGGACCCAGCUGGUCUUUCUACCAAAUUUCCUUGAGCAAUUUUUCCCCCUUGCUUGCUUCUGCAGUGCUAUUUGGAUACACGGUCCUAAAAAGCGAAAAAGAACCUGGGAUCUUCAACUGAGCAGUCAUUAUACAAUUGCUAAUGGUGCCAAGGCCAAGGCAUGUGUUUCCGGAAAGGGAUUUUGGGCAGGAGCAGUGACCCGCCCCACCUUCCGGAGUGUCAAGUCGGGAAGAGUGUCUGGUGCUUGAAUAGGAGGGCGCCUGAGGACCACAGCAAAGGGAAGUCCAUCCACGAGGGAUGCAGUGACCAACCCGAACUGCACCUGACUAGUUCUGCGAUCAUUUAGGGAAGAAAGCUAGUGUACUUUAAAUUGUUUUCAUAAACGUUUACAUUGUAUUGUAGGUUGGCAUUAAAUGUUUUGUAACAAA